Messenger RNA from Macadamia integrifolia, 2300 nucleotides. Its product is annotated as LEAF RUST 10 DISEASE-RESISTANCE LOCUS RECEPTOR-LIKE PROTEIN KINASE-like 2.4. Gene Ontology annotation, molecular function: protein kinase activity; ATP binding; polysaccharide binding. Gene Ontology annotation, biological process: protein phosphorylation. NCBI's taxonomy places the organism in Eukaryota, Viridiplantae, Streptophyta, Magnoliopsida, Proteales, Proteaceae. The transcript has 3 exons. Bases 347 to 2299 code for a protein of 650 amino acids. The record is from RefSeq and is a predicted model, not a curated record.
CUACAGUAGAGGAAUUAUAAUUUUUUUUUUCUUUCAGUGAGAGAAAAAAAUUAAAUCCUUGAUUUUAUUAACUUCCGUCCCUUGUUGAAGGCCCGAAGACCGCUCAAGAGUCAAGUCUUUCCACAACUUUUGUCCAAGUCAACCGACUGGUCAAGUGGGAUUUGGGAAGCAUACAAGCAUCAUCUACCUUCUUUCAAGGGAAAUGUAUACGUCGCUUGUGAGAAUCAAAGGAUUAGAUUUUAAAAGAAUUGAGAGAUAGAUAUUGGAGGUGCCCGGACGGCGGCUUAAUUUGUUUUCCGGUUUUAGCUUUACAUUGGUUUAUAGAUUAUCAUAUAGUGAAGGAAGGAUGUGUUGUUCUAUCUGUUUGCGCUUCAGUGCUUUCUUAGUCUCUGUCUUUCUCUUUUUCCUUCUGUUGCACCUUCCUCUUCUCUCAGCUGGACCAGAUCAUGUCUCAUAUUGUUCAGCUCUGCCCCAUUUCUGCGGAAACUUAAACAUCAGUUAUCCCUUCUUCUUCGACGACACCAAAUUUCACUGCAACAGCAGACGUGGAGUAGAACUCAUUCGUUGUAUAAAUGGAUCCACAUCGGUACUGAUCUAUACCGGGGUGGAGAAUGAUGACAGUACAUAUGAGGUUCAAAGCAUCAAUUACACCACCAACACCAUAUUAGCUCGUGACCGGAAGUCCACUCGAGACUGGCUCUCCGACAAUGACAAAUGCAAUGCCCUCUUCAACAAUUAUACUAUGCCACCUAUUUUCCGUUAUCUCUCAGCUCAUGUGAUAAGCCCCAACCUUACACUAAGAGUAUGCAAGCGCCAUCCAAUUAAUGGUGUCGUCCUUGACAAGGACUGUACGGUUGAGGCAAUACCAGAUGCAGCAGAUGUACCUGCACCUGGACCUAGUUCUCAUUCCUCUACAUAUGACUGCAAACUGGUUCAUCUUCCCGUGGAUGUGCGACCUUCCACAUUCCAUGGGUUGGUUGAUCCUGUCUCGAAAUUGUUCACUGCUGGGUUUCGUGUUCAAUGGAACCUUCCCAAAAUAUGUCAUCAGUGUGAAAAGAAUGGAACAGUCUGCAGUAGAUUCCACGACCAGCAAGAUAAUUUGUCAUGUGUACCAAAGGAUGGUGAAUGGAAUCACGGAAAUGGGGAGAACCAUAGAACAUUCAAAAUGAAUACUACUCGAGUUAUUGUAUUCAGCUUUAUAUUGGCGAUUACGUUGGUGGCAAUUCUUGUGGGUCUUGUAUACUAUGUGUACCACUUGACAAGGAAGUUAUCAUCAAAUGGACCGAUGUCAUUUACUCAAAAUGUUGAAGCUUUUCUAAGGAAUUAUGGAUCCUUGGCACCGAAAAGAUAUAGUUAUUCAGAUAUAAAGAAAAUCACAAAUUCGUUUAAAGAAAAAUUGGGCCAAGGUGGUUACGGUGGUGUAUUCAAAGGGAAGCUACCUGAUGGUCGUUUGGUUGCAGUGAAAGUCCUAAAUGCCUCUAAAGGGAAUGGAGAAGAGUUUAUUAAUGAAGUUGCAAGCAUUAGUAGUACUUCCCAUGUUAAUAUUGUGACUCUUCUAGGAUUUUGUUUUGAUGGCUCCAAAAGAGCACUUAUCUAUGAGUUCAUGUCCAACGGAUCUCUUGAGAAGUUCAUAUACAACAAGAAAUCGAUGAAAACAUGUCCUCACUUCGGUUGGGAAAGACUAUAUCAAAUUGCAGUUGGCACUGCCCAAGGAUUAGAAUAUUUACAUCGUGGUUGUAAUACUAGAAUUCUGCAUUUUGACAUAAAACCUCAUAACAUUCUUUUGGAUGAAGACUUUUGUCCAAAGAUAUCUGACUUUGGUCUUGCAAAACUAUGUCCUAGAAAGGGUAGUAUCAUAUCAAUGGCCGAUGCCAGAGGAACAGUAGGAUAUAUUGCACCAGAAGUGUUCUCUCGGAACUUUGGAGGAGUUUCACACAAGUCGGAUGUCUAUAGCUAUGGAAUGAUGGUGCUAGAAAUGGUUGGAGGACGAAAAAACAUUGAUGCGGAAGUUGAUUACAUCAGUGAAAUUUAUUUUCCUCAUUGGAUAUAUAAGCAUAUUGGACAAGAUAAGCAUUUACCAUUAGACAUGAUUAUGGGGGAAGAGGAAGAAGGAAUAGCCAAGAAGAUGGUUUUAGUAGGUUUGUGGUGCAUACAAAUGAAUCCAACAAAUCGACCAUCAAUCAGCAAAGUGGUGAAUAUGUUAGAAGGUACCCUUGAGUCAUUGCCAAUCCCCCCCAAGCCGGUCUUCUCUUCUCCUCCAAGACAUCUAGCUGAUUCUUUUACCCGAUCAACAUCUUAAU